AUGGCUGGCAUUCACGAAGCUGCUACCCUCGUCACUGCAGAUCCCUCCCAAGUGGAUACCCAAACUUUGGUGGUGAACGAUGAGUGCCAGGAGGGUGCUUCGCUUGCAAUAAGUGAACAGCCGCAGGCCAAUGGUGCUUCCCGUGCAGAACAGCCACAGGCCGAUGGUGCUUCCCGUGCAGAACAGCCACAGGCCGAUGGUGCUUCCGGUGCAGAACAGCCACAGGCCGAUGGUGCUUCCAAGGAACAGCCGCAGGCCGAUGGUGCUUCCGCAGAACAGCCGCAGGCCGAUGGCAGCUCCAGCGAGCAGCAGCAGGCCGCAACACCUAGGCAAGCAAGCUCCGAUGAUCAAGGUGUGCGAGAUGUGCAACAGGCCAUCGUGAACUUCGCCAGCCACCACAAGCUAGAUGCACAUGCUGUCACGAAGGAGCAGGUGAUCCAGUCUGCAGAGGGCAUUAUAUAUUGGUCUACGGCACAUGAGGAUGUUUCGGCAAGAUCCUCGCACGCUCAGUCCAUGAAGCGAGCUUUCAAGUGGCGGCCAGACAUGGCUGCUGCUUACAUGGUGCUCACCGAUGCCAUGAAGGUCGAAUUCCGUCGUGGUUGGGCAGCUACGAGGUCUUUCGAUUUCGUGACGACUCGUCGUACUACGACGACGAGCUUCCGCAAACGACGGGACGAAGUCGGCAAGUUUGACUACUGCACCCUGUACAACGACUGGCUGGAUACCCAGACCUACUUUUGGGUAGAGACCCUCGUCAGCUCCAGCAGCGAGCAGCAGUGGGCCAACAUCGUCACAGUUGAGGCUACGGACUCUGUGGCCGACAGCUUAGCAGAGAAAGUGGUUGUGUGCAAAGCCACCCGUGCCUAUGCUCAUGCGAUGAAGAAGCCCCUUGCAUCGGUGAAAGUGGAGGAGGUCGCUAAGAGCAGCUUGGGUAUCAAGGGCUAUGCCGAGCUUUAUGCGAACAUGCCCCAGGACAUCCACGCUAGCUUCCCCAAGAUGGAUGGCAGCAACAACCCGAGCUUCACCAAGACGGGAAAUGCUGCUGUUGCAGAUGGCAAAGCUAAGAGGGCCAGGAAGCAAGCCGGCGAUCAGCAGGGUGCCGGCAGCGAGCCUGGCCAGGACCACGCCCCCGAUCCUACUGAACCAAAUCCCAAAAAGAGCAAGAAGGACCAGACGGGCCCCAAGAAGGAGAAGGAGGUGAAAGAGUUCCUGGCUAUGGAGCAAAGCUCGGAUGUGGCAAUCGGCCGUGUGAUGGCUGAAAUGUCAAAAAACCCAGAUGGAUGGACUUGGGCUACGGACCUGAUCGCCACCUACAAAAAGUAUCGCACAGAGGUUCUCAAACUGUACUGUGAUGAGGGAUUCCAAUCCCUCAAGGUUGCAGCCCUCAGCAGCCGGGCGAGUGCCCAGCUGAAGAAGGAUCUCGGCGACAGCUACGUAGGCAAGCUGGUGGAGUUCAUCACUUUGGCCGGGCCGCAGAUUCAGAAGAUGGCCGAGGCUGCCUUUGCGAUUGAGAAGAUGGCAAGUGCUAAGCUUCAAGCCACUGAAAAUAUGAAGAGCUCUGCUGCUAAGCCGAAGGCUAAGGCAAAGGGCAAGAAUGGGUUGAGACGCUCUGCUUCGAGUAAGUCUUUGCCGUCUGUGUAG
Symbiodinium sp. CCMP2456 is the source of this 1641-nucleotide messenger RNA. NCBI's taxonomy places the organism in Eukaryota, Dinophyceae, Suessiales, Symbiodiniaceae. The record is from the annotation of a GenBank genome assembly.